AUGGUUCUAGGCUUACCAGGAAACGGCAAUCUUAAGAGACUUGCACUUAUUCAUGAUAGCGUGAAUGGUAGGAAGGGCAUUUUCUUCAAGGGGUCCGAAGUUACAUCGGCGGAUCAGGGCAGUGAUCGUGCAACCCGUGUUAUGCAGCGUAAUACUGCCGGGGUGUUCUACUACAUGAGGCGCCCUGAGAUUUGGCCAAGAUUCACCGAGACCUCUCAGCACAUGGAGACAGUUCUGCAACUCGAUGGGGAGCUCGAUCUCCCCGAUCGCACUGCUGGCCAGCCCCUGGCAGGUCUGCGUGAUCUGUAUUGUUAUUGGAUCGAUCGGAAAUUGCAACGCAUUGAGGAUGACGCUCGAGACUGGCUUAUCAAAACCGCCAACGACUACAAUGCUAGAUACUCUGGGACUUCUGACCAUCUCGAUUGGACGACUAAUGUGCUUAAACCAAAUGGGUAUAUCAGUGAGAAGGCACUCAAGUUUCCUAAGGCACGCGGACACGGUAACCCAAACAGUCAAAGCCCUAUGAUAUGGCCACAAAGCAAUUAUGAGAACUUGUGGAAGUCUAGUAUCGGCGCAGCUGGACCUUUCUGA
Fusarium verticillioides 7600 is the source of this 591-nucleotide messenger RNA. RefSeq lists its product as hypothetical. Bases 1 to 591 code for a protein of 196 amino acids. Lineage: Eukaryota; Fungi; Ascomycota; Sordariomycetes; Hypocreales; Nectriaceae. The transcript is spliced from 3 exons. The record is from RefSeq and is a predicted model, not a curated record.